Messenger RNA from Oncorhynchus gorbuscha (pink salmon), 2336 nucleotides. Its product is annotated as tRNA methyltransferase 10 homolog C-like. Gene Ontology annotation, biological process: mitochondrial tRNA 5'-end processing; positive regulation of mitochondrial translation. Gene Ontology annotation, cellular component: mitochondrion; nucleus; nucleoplasm. The record is from RefSeq and is a predicted model, not a curated record. Gene Ontology annotation, molecular function: tRNA binding. NCBI's taxonomy places the organism in Eukaryota, Metazoa, Chordata, Actinopteri, Salmoniformes, Salmonidae.
CGUUGCACACGUUUACAACGUGACCUUUCGACACUUUUUUUUUCGAUGAGCACGGAUGUAAAUUGAAUUCAGACUGACACAAAUGUAAGACAUUCAAUGGAAUAUUACCACGAUUAUAUGACCCAUUCUGUCCUUGUUGAGAGUGGACCUUAAUUGCAGUUUGUAUUAUUUUUUUGGAACAUAAACACAGUCGCUUUCUAUCUUGUCUGCACGUCGAACGGUAUUUCUUCCUCUCCUGAUGGACAGUUCUGGAACUUUAAAUAUAACGACGUGAGUGUCAACAUCUUGACUCCAUAUGCAUGUAUCAUCAAACCAUUGAAAUGAUGAGGUUUAUCACACCACCGCUUUUGAACGAGCUGCGGCGGCGUCUCUCGCUGUUAUCCACUGUCGCAAAUAAACAGCUACCACUCACCUGCCUUCUCCCACCCCACCACUCUGCACCCCUAAAACGGCCUCUCUAUACUGGGGCCACACUAAGAAAAGACGUACCCCUCCCUCAGUCUAAAGAAGAUCAGACUGAAGAGAAACUGGACCUGGACAUAUGGAAGUCUGUGAUGAGGUUUCAGGUCCCAGCGGUGGAGGCGGAGAAACAGGGAGGUGGUGGUGCUGCUCCUUCAGGACCAGGAGGAGGUGUUGCAGGGCAGGAGGAGGUCUCCCCACUGGAGGCCACCAGAGAGCUGAUAGUGAUGUGGCGUCAGGCUGGGAAGCUGGUGCCAGAGAUCAUGACUGACGAGGAGCUGGGGAUCCUGGCCGAGUUCCAAACCAAGUCCUCCAAGAAGAAGUAUCUGAAGUACCUGGCCAUCAAGGAGGGCCACAAGAACAACCACAAGCAGAAACAGGAGAAGAAGAAGGCAGAGAGGAGCGAGAGGUUUCUGGAGGACGAUAGGAUCAGGCCUGGCGGUGUGAGAGGAGAGGAGGGUGAACUGAGGAACACUUUCCUUCUCCAGUUCUGGGGUCGUUCCCUGGACAAGCUGCUGGGUUGGAGGUCGGCCCAGGCCAUGGUGUUCGGCCAGCCGCUGGUGUUCGAUAUGUCCUACGAACAGCAGAUGGCGCGUCGGGAGGUGGAGAACACUGUGUCCCAGCUGAUGGAGGUGGAGGGGUGGAACCGCCGAGCCCCGGACCCCUUCCACCUACACUUCUGUAACUUGCAGCCGGACGGUUACCACAGGGAGCUGGUUAAACGCUACGGCGCCGAGGCCUGGGAGCGCCUCCUCAUCACCUCCACAGAGCGACGUCACGUGGACCUGUUCCCCCGGGACGACCUGGUCUACCUGACGGCUGACUCCCCCAACGUCCUGCGUACCUUCGACCACUCUAAGGUCUACAUCGUGGGCUCCAUGGUGGACCGCUCCAUCCAAUCAGGGCUCUCCCUGGCCAACGCCAAGCGUCUGCAGCUGAAUACGGCCCGUCUGCCACUCGAUGACUUCCUCCAAUGGGAGACGGGGGCCAAGAACCUGACCCUGGAUCAGAUGAUACGCAUCUUGCUGACACUGAAGGAGAGCGGGAGGUGGGAGGAGGCGCUGGAGCACGUACCCAAGAGGAAACAUGAUGGAUUCUACCAGGAGAAACCCCAGCAGGACAGAGACAGAGGCUCAGAUAAGGACAGGAGGUUUAGUGGCAGAACCAGAGGACACAGGGUUCAGGGCUGGGGACAGUGACCAAGCAAUCAGGACUGGAGACAGAGGAGACAGUGACAGAGCAGUCAGGACUGGAGACAGAGGAGACAGUGACAGAGCAGUCAGGACUGGAGACAGAGGAGACAGUGACAGAGCAGUCAGGACUGGAGACAGAGGAGACAGUGACAGAGCAGUCAGGACCGGAGACAGUGACAGAGCAGUCAGGACUGGAGACAGAGACAGUAUGGAGGAGUGGAGACAGAAACAGAUGAAUGGUGUGGUCAGAGAGAGAGGAUCCACUAGAAGACAUAGAGACAGUGUAUUCAGUAGCAGAGACACGGUAGCAGUCAGUAAGGAAGCAGCAGGGGAUGCAGAGAACAGACAGACCACCACCAGGGUACGGACAUCACUAAAAACCAAGAUGGAGGAUCGGAACAGUACAGCCAAGAGCAGGAAGAAAUUGCAGGAGGAAGAGUAGCCUUAUUGGGCCAAAUAUUCUGAGACAUUUCUCCUCUGAAUGUUCUUCAGUUUCACCCUGUUGUGUUAAUGGAUUCAGAGAUGACCUGAUGAAAAGCACUUCUAAAUGCCUUGAACACCUGACAGGUGCGGCAUAUCAAGACGCUGAUUAAACAGCAUGAUCAUUACACAGGUGCACCUUGUGCUGGGGACAAUAAAAGGUCCAGUUCGGCAACAGCUCCAGGUGGACCAUGAACAUAAACA